Molecule: messenger RNA, 537 nt
Organism: Symbiodinium pilosum
Lineage: Eukaryota; Dinophyceae; Suessiales; Symbiodiniaceae
Source: the annotation of a GenBank genome assembly
AUGCCCAACGACCGCGAAAAUGGAUUGUCCUCUCCAUUGUUGCGGACGAAGCCCUCGCCUGAAGAGGAGCCCACCAGUCGCCAGCGCAAUCCAUACAUGGAUUGGUGGCUGCGCAAAUGGCGGCUACUCUUGUACACAGUCUGCUUGUUAGUGGCAUCUGUUGGGAACACUGUCUUUUUCAAGCGGAUGACGUCGGCCAUGCCCAACUACGGAUGGUAUUUGACGCAGCUUUCCACACUGAUUUAUGUUCGAAAGUUUGCAUUGAUGGGAGUCUUCGAUGGCCUCAGUGGAACCUUCAUGGUUCUUGGAGGGGUACACACUUCUGGCACCCUGCAAGUGCUGUUGGGCCAGGCGGUCAUUCCGGUGACGAUGAUGCUGUCCGUGCUCCUGCUCCGGAAGCAGUACCAUGUGUUGCAGUACCUGGGAGCCACCACCAUCAUCAUGGGCAUUGUUCUGGAUAAGGCCAAAGCAGCGUGCCAGCUUCAAGUACCUGACUGCUUCGUCAUAAAACGUUCGGGGAUGGAGUGUAGGCGCUAG